Molecule: messenger RNA, 4258 nt
Organism: Sinocyclocheilus grahami
Lineage: Eukaryota; Metazoa; Chordata; Actinopteri; Cypriniformes; Cyprinidae
Gene: epha3
Product: eph receptor A3
Exons: 15
Coding region: 101-2710 (869 amino acids)
Biological process (GO): protein phosphorylation; axon guidance; ephrin receptor signaling pathway
Cellular component (GO): plasma membrane; dendrite
Molecular function (GO): ATP binding; protein binding; transmembrane-ephrin receptor activity
Source: RefSeq, a predicted model, not a curated record
UCUGAGCCGAGAAUGGUAACUUGUGUCGGAACUGAAGCCCUCACAUGAGUGGCAUGCUUCAUGGAGUUAUGUACCUUGCUUUGCCCCCUCAACAGCUAUCAUGGAUUGCAAAACCUUAAUACUUUUCCUGUUUCUCUUCACGUUUAUUUCCAGCGCAGAAUUCAUUAUUCAUCCGUCCAAUGAAGUGAACCUGUUGGACUCCAAAGCAAGCCAAGGGGAGCUGGGCUGGAUAUCAUCCCCAUCCCACGGGUGGGAGGAAAUUAGCGGCGUGGAUGAGCACUACACACCCAUCCGGACCUUCCAGGUGUGCAACGUGAUGGAAUACAGCCAGAACAACUGGUUGAGGACCAACUGGAUUCCUCGCAAUUCUGCACAGAAGAUCUAUGUGGAGCUCAAGUUUACCCUGAGAGACUGCAACAGUAUUCCCAUGGUCCUGACCUGCAAAGAGACGUUCAACUUACACUACCUGGAGACUGAUGAAGACCAGGGAAGUAAGUUUCGCGAACACCAGUUCUCCAAAAUAGACACAAUCGCCGCCGAUGAGAGUUUUACUCAGAUGGAUCUGGGUGACCGCAUCUUGAAGUUAAACACAGAGGUCCGUGAGGUGGGACCCAUGACUAAGACGGGCUUUUACCUGGCUUUCCAGGACGUGGGAGCCUGCGUGGCCCUAGUUUCGGUGCGGGUGUACUUUAAAAAAUGCCCUUUCACGGUGAGGAACCUGGCUAUGUUUCCCGAUACGGUACCCACGGACUCUCAAUCGCUCGUGGAGGUUAGAGGCUCAUGCGUCAACAAUUCCAGAGAGGAGGAUCCGCCAAAAAUGUACUGCAGUACCGAGGGAGAGUGGCUGGUGCCUAUUGGGAAAUGCCUGUGCAACAUAGGAUACGAAGAACGGGGAGUCGCUUGCCAAGCCUGCCGGCCCGGCUUCUAUAAGGCCUCUUCUGGGAACGUCAAGUGCUCCAAGUGUCCGCCGCACAGCUACACACACCAGGAGGGAGCCGUGCACUGCGGCUGCGAGAAAAACUACUUCCGUGCGGAAGAGGACCCCGUCUCGAUGGCCUGCUCUCGACCUCCAUCUGCCCCACGCAGUGUGAUCUCUGCCAUUAAUGAGACAUCAGUGAUUCUAGACUGGACCUGGCCGGCUGACAGCGGAGGCAGGAAGGACGUGACAUUUAACGUGGUCUGUAAGCGUUGUUGGCCGGGUCCCAGGCAGUGUGAACCCUGUCGAGGGGCCGUGCGCUUCUUGCCCCGUGCCACCGGCCUCACUAACACCACAGUAACCGUGGUGGACCUCCUGGCACACACCAACUACACCUUUGAGAUCGAUGCCCAAAAUGGAGUGUCCUCCCUGGCCCCCACAGUCCGCCACUAUGCUGCGGUCACCAUCACUACCAACCAAGCAGCUCCAUCUGCAGUGACUGUCAUCAGGAAGGACCGAACAUCCAGAAACAGCAUCUCACUGUCAUGGAUGGAGCCAGAGAGACCCAAUGGGAUCAUUUUGGACUACGAGGUCAAAUAUUAUGAGAAGCAGGAACAAGAGACCAGCUACACCAUCCUGAGGUCAAAGGGCACAAAUGUUACACUGAAUGGACUAAAACCCGACACAAACUACCUGCUACAAAUCAGAGCGCGCACCGCGGCCGGAUACGGCGGUAGCAGUCGCAAGUUUGAGUUUGAGACCAGUCCAGACUCCUUUUCCAUCUCCAGUGAGAACAGUCAGGUAGUGCUGAUCGCUGUCUCCUCCGCCGUGGCCAUCAUCCUCCUCACUGUAGUGCUCUACAUUGUGAUUAGCAGGUUUUGUAGAUAUAGCAAGUCCAAACAUCCAGAUGAGAAGAGGCUGCCCUUUGGCAACGGCCACUUGCGACUGCCUGGCAUCAAGACCUACGUGGACCCACACACUUACGAAGACCCGAGUCAAGCCGUGCACGAAUUCGCCAAGGAACUUGAAGCAUCCUGUAUCGCCAUCGACAAAGUGGUUGGGGCAGGUAAACCCGUGAUGAUAGUGACCGAGUACAUGGAGAACGGCUCUUUGGACGGCUUCCUGCGAAAACACGACGCCCAGUUCACAGUGAUUCAGCUGGUGGGCAUGCUACGUGGCAUCGCAUCUGGUAUGAAGUAUCUGUCGGAUAUGGGUUACGUGCACAGAGAUUUGGCCGCUCGGAACAUCCUGGUCAACAGCAACCUGGUGUGUAAAGUGUCAGACUUCGGCUUGUCCAGAGUGCUGGAGGACGACCCGGAAGCCGCCUACACCACGAGAGUGAUAAAAGCAGUGGAUGAGGGUUAUCGUCUUCCCCCACCCAUGGAAUGCCCUGCCACGCUUUACCAGCUGAUGCUAGACUGCUGGCAGAAGGAUCGAAACAACCGGCCGAAAUUUGAGCAGAUUGUCAGCAUCCUGGACAAGCUCAUCCGCAACCCCAGCAGUCUCAAAAUCACGGCCAGCACUGCUUCCAGACCAGUGAAUCUGCUUCUGGACAGGACCAGCACUGACAUCACUUCCUUUCACACAAUGGGUGAUUGGCUGGAGAGUGCGAGGACGUUGCCCUGUAAAGAUGCAUUCCGUGGGGUCAGCUACAGCUCCUGUGAUACACUGGCUAAAACCUCAGCAGAGGACUUCAAGAAAGUCGGUGGGACGAUCGUUGGACCUCAGAAGAAGAUCGUGAGCAGCCUAACAACACUUGAAACACACUCAAAGAACGGUCCAGUUCCUGUGUAAAAUUAAAAACGAGCGACUGAAAUGAAAGACACCUAAACGAGAUUGAUGCUGCUUUGGCUUUAACAGACAGGAAGUAAAUAUUAAACGAAAAGAGGAAGUGGAACUACAAUUCUUGAACACAUGUGCGAAGCAGAACAACCUUCCUGGAGAAAAAUCACGUCUUCCCGGGCACGAGGUGCAAAGACGAUGAGCCAGCGAUUAUCGGCGAGAGAGGCGGAUGAGCGCGGGCCUCGUGUUUAGGAGUCUACGGUUUCGCCGCAUGGCUCCUCCUAGAGGACGGAAGCCGGUCCGAUCCGAAUGGAUUUAACGAAGAGCUCUUCACAUGUGGCAGGGGAGCAUUAAAAAGCCUUCAGGAAAAGCUUUGCAUAAGCAACCGUCUUCCUUUUGGAAGGUAGCACUUCAGAGAGGCAAUAGCUUGCACCCCAGAGUUUUGGUGGUUUCUUGUAGAAAAGCCCCCUUUAUUAAUUCUUCUGAAGAACGGCAGGAGAAAUACAGCUGGUUACUGUUAGAGCAAUCUGGUGAUGCUUGUUAGGAUCUGACACGUUUGGCUAUAUAUUUGAUAAUUGCAAGUGCAGAGAGCCAUUCUCUAGAAUCAGGGAUUUAGUAGCGGAGACCUUGGGUAAACAUGCCAUUUUAAAGGUGUAUUUGUUAAUGUAGCCCAUGACAUGUUUGUUUGCACCACUGUGUUCAGAUGAUAUAUGAAUUCAUUAUCAAAUAAAAACAGUACAGUAUAAAGAAAAUAAACUGUUUACUAGAAUCAGUAACAGUCAUAAUGCAUCACAUGAGAAAAGCAGACAGAAUAGAGUGAUGAUGUGUUUUUGCAGGCCAACCCAAAUGUUAGUAUGACCAAUAGAACUUUGCCAUUGGUUUUUGGAUUAUUGCUGAAAAUAGGCUCUUACACUUCCAGAGCUUAUUUUAGGCAUUUAACCAAAAGUCCAUUCACAAAAUCCAUUGACGAUGGAAGCGGAAGUGCUAAAAUGCUAACUUGUUUCUAAGUUUUGACCUGCAAAUAUAUGUCAUCCCUGCAACUCUCUAUACCAGCAGGAUUUGGACUCAGAAGUCUCAGAUAUGAUGAGGUAAAUGGGCUGUGUUCGAAAUAAAAUACUAGCUUACUACAUACUUAACACUCCCCGUUUUGUUUAGUAUGUGAAACAAAAGAUUUUGCAGCAACAUGCUAAAUAAUUGACACGUGACCUCAUCUUGGUUAAGUCAGCGACAUCCAAUUAUCAACUUACAAACAUUUUUAAUCCAAUUAUGUGUAAAAUUCAUACUGAAAUCAUGUUGACUUGAUUUCAAUUUGACUCGAUUCACCUCAGAUAUGGCUUCACUUUUCGCUUGUCCCCACAGAUGCUCUCCAUUCUGGCAACACCUACUUUUCCCAAUCCAAAUCAGUUCCCAAUUGAUUAAACAAAGUCCCACCCUCCAUUUUUUUCUCGUUGAAUAUCCUGGAAUCAGAUUAUGGAAAGAAAAUGAGUUGUGAAUGUCACUUCACAUUGAGUUUAACAUUUGGCAACCAAUCAAAUAAUGAGUCAAGAAAGAUAAUUAAAG